AUGAAGAUUGGUGUAGCCAAAGAGGAGAAGAGCUGCCGGAACCUCUCUACAUACUUGAAAAAUAUGCCUCUUCUUGUUCUUGUUGCUGUUCUUCUUCACUUUUUGUCUGCUCCGUUUUUUCUGUCUUCCUCAUUUACUUUGUUUGGUCCUUCUUCCUCUGUUUUAUCUGCUGCUAAUUCCUAUUCGACUGUUUCACCUCACCUAGCUCCACUGCCAGAUUUGUCUGUUUCAACUCACCCAGCUCCACCGCCAGCUCCCCCUCCACCACCGCCGCCAUCGCCACCUCCUUCUCCGCCACCUCCUCCCGCUCCUCCAUCGCCACCGCCGUCGCCACCUCCUGCCCCUUCUUCGUCCAGGUGGAUUGACUGGAUCGCACAGCCCUUGUCUAACGGGAAACACUGGAUCGAGCAGUCUUCCUCUUGGUGUAUAGACCAGAUCGACCCGAUUAUUAAUGUUUGCCACCGCAUGAAGAAUGUUUUGAAUUAUUUUCAUGAUCUACCUGUUUGA
This is a messenger RNA of Olea europaea var. sylvestris, 507 nucleotides long. RefSeq names its product probable inactive serine/threonine-protein kinase slob2. The record is from RefSeq and is a predicted model, not a curated record. The transcript has a single exon. Lineage: Eukaryota; Viridiplantae; Streptophyta; Magnoliopsida; Lamiales; Oleaceae. The coding region runs from base 1 to 507 and encodes 168 amino acids.